This is a messenger RNA of Rasamsonia emersonii CBS 393.64, 705 nucleotides long. RefSeq lists its product as uncharacterized. The coding region runs from base 1 to 705 and encodes 234 amino acids. Lineage: Eukaryota; Fungi; Ascomycota; Eurotiomycetes; Eurotiales; Trichocomaceae. The record is from RefSeq and is a predicted model, not a curated record. The transcript has 2 exons.
AUGGAAGACCUCAGCGGCGGCGGUGAAGGACAGUCGGCAUAUGCGACCUGCCAAUCCUUGUCAAAUCAACCAGUGAUUAAUGUACAUCAAGAAACGGCGGGCUUAACUGCACAAGGCUUCCUAGACCUGGUUGAGGAAAACCUGGCAACAGUUCAGGAAUUCUUCAGGCGUGAUCGAACAUACAUUAUCGCACAGAUGAAGAUAACAUCGAAUCCCCGAAUUUCCAAUCUUUCGCUUAAAAGAUCCUCGAGCUUGGAGGACAAGUUCCUCUGCAUGCUGCACACACGGGAAACAACACUGCAAUAUUAUGCAAGGUUCCCCCACUUGGAUAUUACCAAAGAUCCCCAGUGGUGGGUUACAAUGCAGAAUUCUGGUAAUCGAUCGCAAGGCAAGCUGAAAACAUUUGCCGAGGAGCAGAGCCUUCCCUUAGGCGCCUUACGCAAAGGGGUAUCUGUCACCUGGAAGCAGUUGAUAGUCGAGGUGGAGUUGUCAGCACCAGGGAUAGCACUUGUCUUCCUCCCUGUUCUCAGACGGCUUGAGCAUGUAUAUGUUCCUCAACUAAAACUACUAUGCGACCUUUUACGCUGUGACCGGUAUUCAAACAUCUUGCAACUUUCACGGGCCUAUUCAGAUAUGAUGCGCAAUUACCAAUGCAAUUACAAUUUUUGUAUUGGACCAAUGACAAGAACACAGAGACACCUGUGA